CGUUUGGGGCUGUCAACCAAUUCUUCACCGGUCAUGGCGACAAGUGUGUUCAGAGGAAAACUCUUGUUCUCUGUUUAGUAUGCUCACAAAUCCUAUCUAAACUCGCCUCAAAACCACAGGCAAUGAUUAAAAACAGUAACAAGGGCAGUCGCACGUAUGAUGAGGAUGGCUACGUGAAAAGAGCCGGUUGCGUUUGCUUCCGAACGGAGCUAGAAAAAGAGGUUCUUCUAGUCUCUAGUUCAAAGCAUCCCGACAAAUGGGUGGUGCCAGCUGGGGGGAUUGAACCCGGAGAAGAGCCCAAAGAAACAGCCAUUCGCGAAGUCCAAGAAGAGGCUGGUGUCAAGGGAAAAUUAGGAAGAUGUCUUGGAGUUUUUAAGAACGACAAUAGCAGAAGCAAGACAUGGGUGUUUGUUCUAACUGUCACCGAAGAGCUAGAAGUAUGGGACGAGGCUAGGAAUGGGCGUAAGCGUUCAUGGUUCCCUAUUGAAAAGGCAAGAGAUAUCCUAUCGUCACGUCCUGUCCAACAGAUGUACGUCACCCAGGCAAUUAACAGCAGGUGACAGAGCUGGAAUCUGGCCACUGAUUGGUCAGCCAGAUCACCAAAAGUGUAAUAUAUCUCUAGAUGUUAGCCUGCUUAGUGCAACAGGGUAGCAAGGUGACAGGGAGAUAACACAGACUUUUUCUGAUGUAGAUGUUAAUAGGAUAUUAAGACUUAUGUAAGGGUGUUAAGGUUUGCUCAAGUAGACUUAAACCAUUGGGAUAUUUGAUGCUUUUGAAAAGUUUGCACAGUCAAACCUCAAUUUUUACAUUAUUUAACUUACAAAAAAUUGUUCCCCUGACAUUUUUGGCAUAUUAUUUGAAUUGAUUAUUUGAUCUUUGAACAAUCUAUUUUUUUAAAUUCAUAUGAAAAUGAGAACCUAGAGAACCAAUAUAGUCUAAAAUGUCAUGAAGCACCCAUUAUAUACUGUAAGAACUAUGGGCUAUCAUGAAAAGCAAGUUCGUAUACACAGGUGUUUACUGCAGUUGAGGUUUGACUGUACUUACAUACAUGAAAUUUUCUUUAAUUUAACAAAUUGCAUGAGCUGUACAAAGCAUGGUUGCCGAGACUCAAUCUGACUUAAUAAUUGAAAUUGAAACUGGAUUUUUUUUUCAAAAAUGUGUACAGCCAAAGAAUUUUCAAGCUGAGAGGUUGAUGUCCAUUAGCUAGGGGUGUGUCAUGAACUCUUAUCUGAUAUUUGCAUAUUUGUUGAAAAAUGUUGAAAAGUGUCAAUUAUGGUUUAAUGGAAGCAGCAAAUAUAACCAGCCUUUGGUAAAAAUUAUUUAUUUUGCAUGUUUUAGUCCAGUGCUUUCUUGAAAUGUAAAGGCUAAAAUAUUACCAAAGAGCUCCCAAUCAAACACUACAACAAACAAAAGUCCAGUUUCAAAGACUCCCUGAAACUACUGAAUAACCUCAAUUCAAUAUAAGCUAGAUAUGAACUACAGAAAAUAAACAACCUACCCUGGGUACCAGAGCCACCAGACUCUGGUACCCAGACUCUUCCAGUGACGCCUAGCCAAAUGCCAUUACGAGCGAAGCAUCACUGGGUGAGAGAAGUCUGGAGGCUCUGGUACCAAGGGUAUAAACAACCUUAACAGCCAUGGAAAUACACAAAAAGUGAGUAUCACUUUCUGAUUGAGCAAAAGCCUUAGAAUGUAUUUCUAUAGUUUUCUCAGUUUUAUUUCAGUUGAGCUUGGAAAUUGUGUAUUCUAGAUUUGUUUUUGUAUAAGUUUUGUAAAUAUGAUGUGAAAAGAUUCUUAUAAGAUUGUGUUUGCAUUAGGGUUUUUGUAUAGCAAUGUGAAAUCAUCAUUUUUUUAUCACUAUCAACAGAAUCCCCUGAGACAUAAAAGAUUGUUUAUAUGAAUACAAUACAGUACAUGGCCAUAGCUAGAAUAUAUUUAUAAAUGUAUAUUGUUUUGAGGACUCUAUUUUCUUCUUUAUGCUCUUUGUAAAAAAACUUUCUUCCUGCAAUCACAAAAUUGAAUUUUUUUAUGUGAUGUUGCUAACCUCGUAGAACAACAAAACAACAUACAAAAGAUGAAAUUGUAAACUCUCCCCCCUUGACCACAAAAGGAACCUUUUCUGAAAAACUAAUUUUGCAUAGGUCUGUGCCCCCCUCCUCAGCAAAACCUAGCUAUGUGCCUGAAUUGAAUAAAAAUACCACUAACAAACACACAUGAUCCAUAAGAUGUUAUAGGCUGAUUGACGAUGUAAGAAAUUUUCUAUUUGAUCAAGGGAAUAAAAUUACCUAUUAUAAAGA
Molecule: messenger RNA, 2297 nt
Organism: Nematostella vectensis (starlet sea anemone)
Lineage: Eukaryota; Metazoa; Cnidaria; Anthozoa; Actiniaria; Edwardsiidae
Product: diphosphoinositol polyphosphate phosphohydrolase 1
Exons: 5
Coding region: 123-560 (145 amino acids)
Biological process (GO): adenosine 5'-(hexahydrogen pentaphosphate) catabolic process; diadenosine hexaphosphate catabolic process; diphosphoinositol polyphosphate metabolic process
Cellular component (GO): nucleus; cytoplasm
Molecular function (GO): bis(5'-adenosyl)-hexaphosphatase activity; bis(5'-adenosyl)-pentaphosphatase activity; diphosphoinositol-polyphosphate diphosphatase activity
Source: RefSeq, a predicted model, not a curated record